Messenger RNA from Toxotes jaculatrix (banded archerfish), 1621 nucleotides. RefSeq names its product cyclin D-type binding-protein 1 (gene ccndbp1). The record is from RefSeq and is a predicted model, not a curated record. The transcript is spliced from 11 exons. Bases 80 to 1114 code for a protein of 344 amino acids. Gene Ontology annotation, biological process: regulation of cell cycle. Lineage: Eukaryota; Metazoa; Chordata; Actinopteri; Toxotidae. Gene Ontology annotation, cellular component: nucleus.
AAAUCGUCCCCGGUCCGACAGCCUGCCCCUGUAGUUCCACAACACGCGUGUGUCCGGUUGUCUCCCAAACGUCUGUGCCAUGAGUGCUGACAACUGUGGUGGAAAUGUGUCUGUGCCUUUACGAAAUCUCCUGAACUCCGUCCAGUGUAUCAGAGACCGAGUCAGAGAUGGCGAGUCCAAUGAGUCAGACGGAGCGUUCAACCUCUCCAACUUCUGGGACACUCUGAACCAGGCAGUGAAGGCUGUGUCUCAGGAAGCUACUAAACUCAGCCUGGCCUUCUCCAAACCCCCACUGCCAUCGCAACAGGAUGGAGAGAAGUUGGCAGAGUCCAUCCUGAAGAGUGUCCUGACCUUCUCUACAGUGUAUUACUGGCUACCUAAGAGCCAAGGUGUCAGUAUGCGACGGCAGGUCAGAGAUGCCACGGUCGAGGUUUUGGAGGGAGUAGCACAGCUGGUGGAGGUCAUACUGAGCUCACCGCUACAGAGUCUGACCCAGGAACAGUUGACAUCAACAGGAGGUGUGUGGUCAGCCUGCGACCAUUUCGUCCAGUUGCCACAAGAUAAUAAAGCAGCAGUGCUGGUGGUUCUGUCUGCUCAGGCUGGAGUUGUGAAAGACGCCAUAGAGGAAAUUGAACAGGCCUUAUCUGAGGCCCAGGAUCCGUUCAGCGACGUCCUCAUCGAUGACCUGGAAGGGGAUGAGCCCCGCGGCAACCAGGACACAUACUGGUCAGAGAGGGACCGGUGUGUGAUCGCGCCGUGCCAGGGGCUGAUGAAGGCGUCAGCGGCGUGCCUGAGGAAGCUGACAUCAGCCGUCAAAGCCAACGGUGACAUUACCACGCCUCAGAACCUGUCCCAACUCGACGACCUGGCUGACAUCGCCAAGGAAAUUAGCCCUGAUAUUGAUGACCUGGCUCUCAGUCUGUACCCGCCCAUGGACUACAGCGGAGUAGAGAACAAUGUGUCUAAAUUGGCAGCGCUGUUAAAGAAAGUUCUGGAGAUCAUCAGGUCCAGUCAUGUGGGCGGGGAGUCGGAGCUGACCUGGGUUCAGUUCUUAGAUGGAGCCGUCGAUCACAACCUGCAGAAAGCCAGAGGCCUUAUUCAUCAGGACAGCUAGUGUCUCUGUGUAAUUAGAGGUGUGUCUGCUGUGUGGUGUUAUGUGCCAGUGAAUGGAAUAAUUGCUGCAGUGGUGUGCGCGCGUGUGUGUGGUACAAGAACAAAAGUGGAUUUCUAAGAAUAUCGGCGUGCUUACAAGCACAUGCAUGUACAACAAAUACUAAUUAAAGAAAGGAUUUAUGUCUUUACAUGAGCUACGUGAAGAAGUUUCAUUAGCCCUUUAGAUCAGAGUCAUAACCCUGGUCUGCUUUGAAAGGCAACUCUUUACAACAAUUUACAAUCAAGUUUUUUUUUUUUGCCUAAAUGUAGUUAUUUAUGUUUGCUAUAAAAAAAAACUGCCACAAGUCAGUUUGGAUGAUAGUGUAACUUAGGCUGACUGAAGCCUCAUUGAGAUAACAGUGUUCUGAAAAUAAGCCUGACUUAGUCAAAUAAACCUGGUUUGACUGCUGAUCUUGGUUUAUGAAACAUUCCUUUGAGAUUUCAUCAAUAAAAGCAUCACAUUUCUGCA